Asterias rubens (European starfish) is the source of this 910-nucleotide messenger RNA. Its product is annotated as transmembrane protein 9B-like. The transcript is spliced from 5 exons. Lineage: Eukaryota; Metazoa; Echinodermata; Asteroidea; Forcipulatida; Asteriidae. The coding region runs from base 80 to 586 and encodes 168 amino acids. The record is from RefSeq and is a predicted model, not a curated record. Gene Ontology annotation, cellular component: lysosomal membrane.
UCGGUAGACUUUCUCUGGACUGCCUGAAAUGAUCAUCGUCAUGUGAUUUUGCAAAAAACUUAUAUUUUACAUUUUUAAAAUGACUUCAACAGCGGGAACGGCACUCUCCUUAGUUUUGGUGAUUAUCUUGUGCUUUGGAGUCUCAAAGGCACAGUUUGAGGAUCAUCGUUGUAAGUGUGUAUGUCCAGGCAACCCUGUGAAUGUAACAGUCCUCACUCUAGCUGCUGUAGAAUGUACUUGUGAGCAUGUUACAAAGAGGAGUGAGCUGGAAUGCUUGAGGUGUGAAUGCCACUAUGAAGAAAGAAACACAAUCACGAUCGAGAUCGUAGUUGUCUUCCUCAUAGUCUUCGCUGGGAUACUGGUUCUGUAUCUUAUUGCCUUAUUGAUCAUGGACCCUGGUAUGUUAAAGAGGGGGCAUGCGGAUCAACGGCGAAUGCUGCAUGAAACAGAUGAGGUAACGUCAUCAUCAAGAUCAACUCGCAAACCGUCUUACAUCGAUCGUGUUGGAUCGGCUCAGAAGAGAUGGAGACGAAAAGUGAUUCAACAAAGGAGAGACGUGUUUGAGACUCACACAUUACUCAGCUAACGAGAUCAGGUCCAGACCUACAAGCAGUGAGCUCAUGUAGCAUUAGGCCAGGGCCUGCAGGGGCUAUCCAUUGCCUCAAAACACCAGAUAAACUUAUGUUGAAGCUUCCCAAAUACAGAUAAUGGAACAUCUUCCAGUACUAUAAUAAGUAGUGUGGUUAAUCAUUGAAGAUAAUUUUGUUAGGCUAGUCGCUAGACACACAAGGCCUGAAGGCCACUUCAAGGUGUCGGCUGCAAAUGAACUAUUUUUCUAGGGGCCGUUGCCACCUUAUCUUGGGCUGAAACAGGGUUACCCCCUUUACAGUCCAUACGGAUGUAGGCUUGG